This is a messenger RNA of Apis cerana (Asiatic honeybee), 2152 nucleotides long. RefSeq lists its product as uncharacterized. The record is from RefSeq and is a predicted model, not a curated record. Gene Ontology annotation, cellular component: MIS12/MIND type complex. Lineage: Eukaryota; Metazoa; Arthropoda; Insecta; Hymenoptera; Apidae.
AUAGUUUGUCUAUGGUAGAAGUUCGCGUUCUGUAGAAUGGAAAAACCGUUAUAUCUAGUUUUUGUGAAAUAUUCAAUUAUUGAAAUUCAAGAAUUUAAUAAUUAUACAUUAUUCAAUCGAAAUGGAAGAGGAUCGAGAGCAGCAGCAUCCAAAUAAUAUUUUUCUGUUUCAACUUGGAGUUUCAAAUAGUUUUAAAUGCAUUGCAGAAUCAGUGAGGUAAUUAACAUUAUUUCAAUACUUAAAUUAAAAAUAUCAUUCUUAUUGUCUUGUUGUACAAACAAAAAAAAUAUUUAUCAUAAUUAAAAUAAAAUAUAUUAUUUUUAUAUUAAAAUAUAUUAUUAAGAAAUAAUAUUUAGAGGUUAUGCAAGCUGUCAGCUUGGUAUUCCCGGUUCUUUUAGAUACAUGUAUAGGCGCAUGCGCAAUUAAUUAAUAUUUAAAUCCAAAUUAUGUUUUUAAUUAUAAAUUUUUUUUAAAAAAAAAUAGAAUUAUACAUAGAAUUUCUAAGAAUAUAUACAUUCGCAGUUGUUCAUGCGUAAGUAUACGAUUUUUAUUUAUUUUUUGUUGUAAUAUAACUGCAGCAAUAGUAGAUAUAUAACAGUGAAUUAAUAAAAAAUCUUAAACUAACUUUCUUAUGAAUUAUGAUGAAUUAAAAUGUCUUGAAUCCAAUAUCGAGCUUAAGCAUUGUUCGUAUUUUACAGAAUGCAAAAAUAAAAUAUAAAAUAAUUUUUGAACGAUCGAAAUUACAACGAUAAAUGCUAAAAAUGGUAUUCAUUAUAAUUUUAAUUGUUAUAAUUUCGAUUGUUCAAAAAAAUGAAUUUUAUAUUUUAUUUUUGCAUUUCGCAGAUCUAAAGAAUGUUCAAAUUCGGCGUUGGAUUUGAGAUAUUAAAUUCAUAAAAAAAUAGUUUUUUGACUUGUUAUACAUUUUGACAUUUUAAUGUCAUAUUUAUAAAAACAAUAAAUAAAUGGUUAUAUAUUUAUGUAUGUAUUUAUAUGUAUAAAAAAAAUUCCAUAAAAUAAUAACAAUCUCUUUUUUGCAAAUAUUUCAAAAAUUAAGACUAAUAAUAUAUAAAAAAAAAGUUAUUUAAUAUUUUAUAUUCUGCAAUAUUUUAUUCUAAAAAUUAUUUAUUGAGGAUCUUGUUAUUCCGAAUAAUUAUCAAUAUAUUUAUAGUAUUUUGCCAAUAUUAAUAUUGAAAUAUAAAUUGUAUUUUAAAAAAUAAAAUUAUAAUAUUAUAUAUUAUAAUAUAUAGUAAUCGAAAAUUUAAAAUAAAUGUAUGUGGAACAUAAAUGAUUUAUUGUACGAACAUCAAACUUGGUUAUAUUAUCGUUGAAUUUCAGGUUAUGUUUUCGCGUAUGUUUGCACGAUAACAGUACUAGCAAUGUAUAUAAGUAUGUCAAGUACGAGCCGCGGUUAAGAAUGUUGUUUUAAUUAAGAAAGCCAAAGAGAAUGCAUAAUCAAUGGGAACCAAUGAAGAUGCUUUUAUAAAGAUUCUUACAAUUUUAAAAUCAAAACGGAAUAUUGGUCAAAAAUUGUACAAGGCAAUGUGUAAAGAGCUUUUCGAUAAUAUGAACGACGAUUUAGAGGAUAUAUUGAAUGAAGGAAGUUUAAAGAAUGGAUUAGAAAGAAUUGCAAAGUUAUUGGAUGAAGAUGGUUCCAUGGUCGAGGAUGCUUGGAGACCACCUGGCAAUGUAUCUUUGCAUUUACGUUCAUUGGAUGCACAAAAGAUUAAAGAAGAAAGCGAGUUGUUGGAAAAGCGUGUAAAUGAGAUAGAAGAAGAAAAUAAAAUUUUAAUGGAAAAAAUUGCAGAAAAGAGAUCAAAUAUUGUGACUAUGAAUGAUACCAUAACAGAAUCUAUAAAUAAAAGUCAAAUUGCUAUAAAUUCAUUAGAAGAAAGAAUGGAAGUAUUACAAAAGUGUUUAAUAUUAUUAGAUAAUGAAUAAAUGAUAGAAUUGAAAAUAUUAAAUAGAUAAAGAAUAAUGUAAAAAUAGGUAAAUAUUGUUAAAACUGUAAAUAGAAGAAAUUUUAUUUUAUAAUUUUGUGAAUUAUACAAUAUUAAAUACAUAAAUAUAUAUAUUAAAUAAUUAAAUUAUAGUUUAUUAGUUUAUAUUUUAUAAUUAGAAUUUUUUAUAUUAAUAAAUCUGGAAUCCAUUAAAA